Messenger RNA from Mitosporidium daphniae, 627 nucleotides. RefSeq names its product mitochondrial glutaryl-CoA dehydrogenase. Gene Ontology annotation, cellular component: mitochondrial inner membrane. The record is from RefSeq and is a predicted model, not a curated record. Bases 1 to 627 code for a protein of 208 amino acids. NCBI's taxonomy places the organism in Eukaryota, Fungi, Microsporidia. Gene Ontology annotation, biological process: fatty-acyl-CoA biosynthetic process; fatty acid beta-oxidation using acyl-CoA dehydrogenase. The transcript has 4 exons. Gene Ontology annotation, molecular function: glutaryl-CoA dehydrogenase activity; fatty-acyl-CoA binding; flavin adenine dinucleotide binding.
AUGAAGAUGGGUGAGCUUGGAUUUCUUGGCUCAACCAUCAAUGACUAUGGAUGUCCAGGUGUUUCCAGCAUUGCAUAUGGACUUAUUGCCAGGGAAGUGGAAAGAAUUGAUUCUGGAUAUCGUUCAGCGAUGAGUGUCCAAUCGUCCCUAGUCAUGUUUCCGAUUUGGAAGUUUGGCAGCGAUCUACAAAAAGAAAAGUAUUUGAGAAAAUUGGCUACCGGCGAACUUAUUGGCUGCUUUGGAUUAACUGAGCCAAAUCACGGAAGCGAUCCGUCAAGCAUGGAGUGCACGGCAACCUUCAAAGAAGACCACUAUGUUCUACAGGGGUCUAAACAAUGGUACCAAUUCAAUGUUUACUUGAGGAUCACAAAUUCGCCAAUUGCUGAUUUGGCAGUUGUAUGGGCAAAGGUUCCUCAGGAAAAGAAUGCCGUUAGAGGAUUCAUUUUAGAAAAGGGACUUUCAUUUCCCAAGAUAGAGGGGAAAUUUUCGCUUCGUGCCUCGAUCACCGGAUCGAUUUUAAUGGACGAAGUUUGUGUUCCCAUGGAAAAUAUCCUUCCAAAAGCAAAAGGAUUGCAGGUAGAGAGACGGCGGAUUUUGAUUCUAGGGCCCUUUUCAAUGUUUGAAUAA